AUGAUAUUGAAGCACCCGAAGUCGAUUAUAAUUGCCUGCAACCAGCUCUUAUCGGGUUGUAGGCCUAAUGAAACAUCUAUCUACAUAACACUGUACAUCUUCUUCUCAUUGAUUUCAGCAGUUACAGUAUUUUUGAACCUACUGGUGAUCAUCUCCAUCUCUCACUUCAAGCAGCUCCACACUCCAACCAACCUGCUCAUCCUCUCUCUGGCUGCGUCAGAUCUCCUGGUGGGACUGAUUGUGAUACCAGUAAUGACUGUAGCAAUAAUGGAAUCAUGCUGGGGUUUUGUUGGAUAUUUCUCAAAUAAGUCUGAGAUAAAAGCAGCAAAAACUCUAGCUAUUGUUGUUUUCACCUAUCUCAUUUCUUGGAUUCCAUCUCUAUUUAUUUACUUAAAGAAAAUGUGA
Molecule: messenger RNA, 405 nt
Organism: Oncorhynchus tshawytscha (Chinook salmon)
Lineage: Eukaryota; Metazoa; Chordata; Actinopteri; Salmoniformes; Salmonidae
Product: trace amine-associated receptor 3-like
Exons: 5
Coding region: 1-405 (134 amino acids)
Biological process (GO): G protein-coupled receptor signaling pathway
Cellular component (GO): membrane
Molecular function (GO): trace-amine receptor activity
Source: RefSeq, a predicted model, not a curated record